Messenger RNA from Daktulosphaira vitifoliae (grape phylloxera), 2994 nucleotides. RefSeq lists its product as uncharacterized. The transcript is spliced from 3 exons. Gene Ontology annotation, molecular function: protein binding. Lineage: Eukaryota; Metazoa; Arthropoda; Insecta; Hemiptera; Phylloxeridae. The record is from RefSeq and is a predicted model, not a curated record. Bases 2092 to 2838 code for a protein of 248 amino acids.
UAUGUUAUUUGACUUACAAAUAUGGUUAAAAAAAUUAAGGUGCAAAAUUAUAGCAAUUUUGUAUGUAAAAAAAGAUUUAUAUCAAUAAGAUCGACAUUGUGCAUUGAUGAUAAAAGUAUAACUAUUUUAGUAGGUUUUGGUUUAUAAGAAAUAAGGAUAAAUGUUUUUGAAAUCCAAAUAUGGUAUUAUUCGGCUCACGGUUUUUUGAACGCUGCAAACGAAAAGUCGCUGUAAUUCUUUUUUAAUGUUUCCGAACCAACCAUUUAAAUAUUAUUUUUCAAUUGCCAAUGGAAUACUAAAAAACCAGUUAUUCUUAGUUAAAUUUUCUAAAUUCUAAUUCAUUAGUGCCAUAACUACGUCAUUUGGAGAGUUAAAAAAAAUUGCCAAUUAGUUUUUUGCACAAUAUACUUUUAGGUGCACUUAUAUAUUAAUUUCUCAUCAACCAGUACAAAUAUUUUUACAUUAUAUACCACAGAUUUAUUUGUUAAAUAUAUUCUUAAUGAGUAUCAACCUCUAAAGUUAAAUAAUUACUCGUCAAUUAUUAUGUAUUCUGAAGGCAAGAAAUAUUUUUAACGAUUUUCAACAAAUAAUUCAAAAAGUUCUCUUAUUGAACACUUUAACUCACAAUUUUACUUUAUGUCGUUUAAUUGGCAUCUCUUUCUUUCAAAUUCCCCAUUAAAGUUAGUAAAUAUAUUUUUUAGUACAAUGUGUAAUUAUACGGGUUAUCACAAAAUAAUAAAUCAAAAUAAUCCAUAGUAUCUGAUUUAUUUUUAGCCAUUGUGUUAUAAUACAUUGACCUCUCAUUACAACUCUUAUCUAGACAGUAAACUAUGAUAACUAUUGUCAAAUAAAAAUUGUCAUACUGUCACAUAUGGACAAUAUAAUCAACAUUAUCUAUUAAGCAAUAAACUAAAUUAAUUUAAAACUUUCAUGUAAAUAUUAAAAUACACAUAAAUAUUAACAUAAAUUGUCACUAAUAUGUCAAUAUUAUAAUGAAAUAAUUAAUCAUUGUCCAGAAUAGUAUGUUAAAUUUUAAGAUAACAUGUAAUAAAUAAUUUAAUAAAGAGAUAUCAAUAGCGUUUCUGACACUUCUUGCACAUGAAUAUAGAUAUAUUAAUUAACAAAUCAGGAUAUAAAAGGGAACAAAACAGGCUAAAACAGGGCUCAUUUUACAUUGAUCCAGGCGUGCUCCCAGUAUUGACGCAGCUCAUUAAUCUCAAUCGUUUAGUUCAUGUGUAAGAAGUAAACAGAUACGUUAAGAUUUAUUCAAAAUAAACAGACGACUUAAUUCAUUCUCUAGAUAUCCUCUGGAAAUAUCAAGGGUGAGUAUAACAAGAAGACGCAUUAUUGGAAUCAGCAUACGGGCGACAUGCCAAAAAAGCGUUCUUCGGUUGCAAUAGAGUUCAGGGUAUAAAGUUGUGUUAUUCGUUAGAGACCGGAAAUACAGAGACACUUUUCUACAGCAUAUGCAUAAAUUUGAUAAACUAUUCUAUGGUCACUGUUUAAACUAUUCAAAUCAUGGCUUAUAAAGGAAAAUAGUAGAUGCUGAGAUUGUCCAACGAGGAAACUCGUCCAAAAACGUAUAUUCAACAAAAUAAUUUUAACGAGUACCUAAUUUUAUUUUAUUUUUUAAUAAUACUAAAAUUUAAACAUUAUUUAAUAAAUUUGAAAAGAUUCAGUAAUAACAAUCAUUCAAUUUUACUCUUGUAAAGUAAAGAUUUUUCAACUUAGAAAUAAAUUGUUGACACAUUUAAAAAAAUAUUUCGCGGCUGCACUGAAUUUAAGCGUGCUGAUCACUGAUAAUUAUCAAAAUGAUAACAUUGUCAAAAACGAUUAUCAUUCUAUUUAAAUACAUAAACUAAAUAAUAAGAUCUUUAACUGUAUAGUGUAAAUAGCAAUUAAAAAGUUUUUAUGUAAUGAUUAGUAUCAUUUAAUGUUUAAAUUAUAACUAAUUUUAAAAAUCGGUUUUUUACUUAAAGUUGCAUUCUAGUUAGUUUUUUAAUUUAAAAACGGCCUUUGUUUUAAAAUUAUAUGUAUUCGUUACAUGUCAAUUAGUUUUAUAAAUAUUUUUUUUGGCUAACAAGAACUGUGAUGGAUAUCGAAUAUUCAAGUAUAUUGAAGAUUUCUAGACUUUUGUCAAAUUUAAGUGCCCAUUCUAUACAUGAACAAGUAUUUGGCUUAUCUUUUAUGUUUACCGUUGAAACUGGCUUUGUUCCAGUUACUUUAAAAGAACAUUUUAACACAAUAGAUUCAAAUAUUGAAUUAGAAAAAUUGAUAAACAGCCAUGCUCUCAGUUCAUUUUGGCAUGAAAAACAAAAUAUUUUUACAGCUCAACUAUUAUUAACAAAUAAUUUAUGUAAUUUAGUUGGAAUACCUAUUGACAAUUCUAUUAUUAUUUCAUUAAAUAACUUAAAUGUAUCAAAAUCAAUAGUACUUCCAUGUAGUAACAAUUUCUCAACUGACAAUUUAAUUUGGAUGAAAAUAAAGUUUAAAAAUUUGGUAAGUGUUCCUAUUAAAUGUCACAUAUUAAAUGAAACUAUUGGUCAGUAUCCUGGAUUGUGUGGGCUUCCGGAGGAAUUAAUAUUGUACAUAAUGACUAGAUUGGAUUCUAAAAGUUUAUAUUCAUUAAUGUUGAGUUGUAAAAAAUUAAAUGAUUUAGCAGUUAAAACCCAAAGUUUAUGGAAAAAAUUAGUAUAUGAAGAAUUUAAAAAUUCAUAUCAUAGGGGUUUUCAUGCCAUAAAUCAACAUUCAAUAAAUGACUGGAGAUUAUAUUAUUUUAAGUUAAAAAAGGAGAAAUGUGGUAGAAAAACUAUUACAAUAGUAAGAGAAUAUACAUAAUUUAUAGAAUUAUAAAGUAAUACAAAUAAAUUUUCUAUAGUUGUCUUGUUUAAUAAUAUAUUGAUAAAAUAUCAUAACAUAAACUUUGUUUUGUAUUUUUCAUUUUAAUUUGUAUUAAAAAUAUAAUCUAAUCAAAUAGAAUUAAUUUUUAUAAUA